CCCCCGCGGAAAAGGAGCCCAGCGGCGCCUGCCCAGCCCAGCCGAGGAUGGAGAGCCGGCUGGGGUCCUUCCAGUAUGUCCCGGUGCAGCUGCAAGGGGGGGCACCCUGGGGCUUCACCCUGAAGGGGGGCUUGGAGCACUGCGAGCCGCUCACGGUGUCGAAGAUUGAAGAUGGAGGCAAGGCAGCCUUGUCUCAGAAGAUGCGAACUGGUGAUGAGCUGGUGAAUAUCAACGGCACUCCAUUAUAUGGCUCCCGCCAAGAGGCCCUCAUCCUUAUUAAAGGCUCCUUCAGGAUCCUCAAGCUGAUUGUCAGGAGGAGAAACACCCCUGUCAGUAGGCCGCACUCAUGGCAUGUAGCCAAGCUGUUGGAAGGGUGCCCUGAAGCGGCCACCACCAUGAAUUUCCCUUCUGAAGCUUUCAGCUUAUCCUGGCAUUCCGGUUGCAACACAAGUGACGUGAGUGUACAGUGGUGCCCCCUCUCCCGGCAUUGCAGCACUGAGAAAAGCAGCUCUAUUGGCAGCAUGGAAAGCCUGGAACAGCCAGGCCAAGCUACCUACGAGGGCCAGCUUUUACCCAUUGACCAGAACAUGUACCCCAGCCAGCGUGACUCAGCCUACAGCUCUUUCUCAGCCAGUUCAAAUGCCUCUGACUGUGCCCUUUCCCUUAAGCCAGAAGAACCACCCUCCAUAGACUGUGUCAUGCCAGGCCCAGGGCCAACUAAAGUCACUGUUGGCCAACCUAAUGUAUCUGAGACCUCAGGAAGUAGCCACAGUACUGGUGAGGACCAUAUGACCUCCAGUUCCCAUGCAUCAUCCUGCCCAGAAGAAGGCCACCACUCAGGACCUGCCACGCCAGUCCGGGGUCCACCAGAUCCUCCAGUGAGGCGGGACAGCCUUCAGGCCUCUAGAGCCCAACUUCUCAAUGGAGAACAGUGCUGUGCAUCUGAACCUGUGGACUCCUUACAACAGAAGGAGAAGCCAGGCUUAGACACAGUGCUGUCCCCAAGGAACCCUAACCAGUUCUGCUGCUUUAGUGAGCAAGACCAUGUAACAGGCGAGGACCGCCAGAACUGUGAGCUUAGCAAGCCUUCUGAAUCCAGCCAGGCUGACUUUGAGCAUCUACUGAUAGAGGUCUCCUCCAAAGCUCUUAAUUCCCCAAAAGGUUCUGGCACAGAGUUCAGCCUGCUGAAGGAGGCUGCAGCAGAUUUGGCUAACACAUUGUCCUUUGGUGCCAUUCCACACCUCCGAGGAAGCACAGAACAUCGCCAUAGUGCUCCUGCACAGCUGCUGGCAUCCCACCUGCAACAGGUGCACCUCGAUUUCAGAGGCAGCAAGGGGAUAGAGAUGCCAACUAGUCAGGAUGGACACCAGUGGACUGUGUCCCCUUUGCACAACAACCCUAAGGGAAACAAAAGUUCAGGUCUCCCCAAGGGAAGCACCCAGGACCAGCCCAGCAAAGAAAGGAAGACCAGGACCACAGAUGAUAAGCUGAGGGGUUCUGUACACCAGAGCCAAAAUGGCUCCCCACUUGGAGAGGUUGAUGGACAUUCAUCUGAACAAACUUUACUAGACCCAAACCGAGCAAGCAGAGCUAGCAGUGACUUGGCUAGCCAGCCGCCCUCUGCCAUUUGUUCGCCUAUUCAACAAGCCAGAGAUUUCUUUUCAACCCCUAAGGUAGCAGAAGAAAUGGAAGAAGGUGACAAUGAGCCCAAGGAGUGUGGUCGAUUGGGUGGCAGAAGAAGUGGAGGUCCCCGGGGGCGUUCCAUUCAAAACAGGAGGAAGAAUGAAAGGUUUGCUACCAACCUACGUAAUGAAAUUCAGUGGAGGAAAGCCCAGCUCCAGAAAAGUAAGGGUCCAUUGUCACAAUUGUGUGACACUAAGGAACCAGUGCAAGAGACACAAGAGCCUCCAGAGAGUCCUCCACCCUCUGCUUCUAAUUUGUCACUUCUCUCUUCAUAUAAAAAUGUCCCUAGCCCCAGAGAGAAGCUCUUCAACAAAAGCAUGCUUCUCAGGGCCAAAUCUUCAGAAUGCCUCAACCAAGCAUCAGAGAGCUCCAAAGCUAGAGUAGGAUUAGAGGGAAGAAUAAGCCCCGGCCAGAGGUCUGGCCAGUCAUCUUUGGCCCUGAACACCUGCUGGAAGGCAUCUGACUCAUCCUCCCUAGACACUGAGAAAGCAAAUCCUCACCAUGUGGUCUGUAGAGGUCGCUGGAGAUGGUCUCCAGAACAUAACCCUCAGCCACAUGUGGCGCUAUCCACAGAAGGUCCUUCCAGCCCAGAUGACAACAAAGAACUGAAGACAUCUACUGCUCAGGCUAGAGAGGAGGAAGCCAUCCUCUUGCCAUUUGCAGACCGAAGAAAGUUCUUUGAAGAGAGCAGCAAAUCUUUAUCUACAUCACAUUUGCCAGGUUUAACCACUCAUAACAACAAGACUUUUACCCAGAGACCAAAACCUAUAGACCAAAACUUCCAGUCAGUGAGCUAUAGAGAAAUAAGACGCCAUCUCCUGGACCAAUCAUAUCAUUCCACAGAACAGCCAUGCCACGCUUCAGACCAAUCAUAUCAUUCCACAGAACAGCCAUGCCACGUUGCAGACCAAUCAUAUUCCUUGUCGCCACGUCAGUCAGAAACUCCCACUUACCCAGAAUGUUUUGCCACCAAAGGCCUAGAAAAUUCCCUGUGCUGUAAGUCACUGCACUAUGGGGAUUUUGAUUACCACAGGACUUGUUCUUGUUCCUGCAAUGUUCAGGGAACUGUAAUGCAUGAUCCUCACAUGUAUUAUUCUGGAGAAAUCUGCCCUGCCUUGCUAAAGAGAAAUUUGUUGCCAAACUGCCUCAACUAUAGGUGCCACCACCACCAGUGCAUCCGGCAUACGGCUUGCCAUCAUAACCCUCAGCAUGGUACCCUUGAGGACAGCAACUUGGCACCUGGCAAUGCUUGGAAAUCCAGGAAGGCUGCGAUACAGGAAUUUCCUGUGGACAAGUGGAAGCCAAUAACAGGAAACAGGAAAAUUAGUUGUUCAGGGAGGGAAAUGGCUCAUUCUCAGGCCAGCUUGUCACGGUCUACUCCCUUCCAUCCUUGCCUUGAGAACCCACCACUGGACUUGUCAAACCACCGAGCAGUCUCUUCUCUUGACCUCCUUGGAGACUUCAAAAACAAACCAGAGGAAUCUGCAGCUUAUGAGGAUGGGAGCUCCCUUUCCUCCAUGCCCUGCCCACUGAGGAGCCGAGCCUUCUCAGAGAGUCACAUUAGCUUAGAGUCUCAAAACACCCGAGCCUGGGGGAAGCAUCAGAGGGAACCAUUUCCUAAAGGCAAUGAGACUCAGCCAGAUCAUCUCGGGGCCCGGAAAAAGGCUUUUCCUCCUCCUCGCCCUCCUCCUCCCAACUGGGAAAAAUAUAGGCUCUUCCGUGCAGCACAGCAGCAACAGCAGCAGCAGCAGCAACAACAACAACAACAGCAACAGCAACAACAACAACAACAGCAGCGAAGUGAAGAGGAAGUAGAGGAGAAGGAGAAGAAACAAGGGCUGGAGGAGGAAGGGGAUAAAGAGGAGGACCUACCACCCCAAUAUUUUUGUUCAGAAACCACUGGUUCCUGUGCUCCUCAUCCAAAAAAAGGCCUGGAGCCACAGUCCCUGAAGGUGGGCCACCGGGAGGCCUCCAGGCAGGGUUCACAGAGCCUCCCAGAGCAAGAGACCUUUGCUCUGCCUCCCAGUGAUUUUGUGCCUCCAGUAAGGGGCCGCAUUGGAACCCAGCCUGAGAGAGCUCAACCUCCUUGCCAUUAUGGUGCUCAUGGAUUAUGGAAGACAACUGAGCAAGAAGCUACUGUGACCCCAAAACAAGAGUUUCUGCACUUCUCACCUCCUCCGGGGGGGCCGGGAAUCCCUACCUCUUACUCAGCAUAUUAUAAUAUCUCUGUGGCCAAGGCAGAACUGCUGAAUAAGUUAAAAGAGCAGCCUGAGAUGGCAGAGGCAGGCCUGGGAGAGGAGGGAGUUGACUAUGAACUGGCUCAAAAAAAGAUUCAGCUCAUUGAAAGCAUUAGUCGAAAACUUUCUGUCCUGCGGGAGGCCCAGCGUGGGCUAUUGGAUGACAUCAAUGCCAAUUCUGCCCUCAGAGAAGAGGUAGAGGCCAACUUGAAAGCUGUCUGCAAAUCGAAUGAGUUUGAAAAGUAUAAUUUGUUUAUUGGGGACCUGGACAAAGUAGUCAACCUGUUGCUGUCACUCUCUGGUCGGUUGGCCCGGGUAGAGAAUGCUCUCAACAGCAUCGAUUCAGAAGCCAACCAGGAAAAGUUGGUGCUGAUAGGGAAGAAGCAGCAGCUGACGAGCCAGCUGGCAGAUGCCAAGGAGCUGAAGGAGCACGUGGACCGCAGGGAGAAACUGGUGUUCAGCAUGGUCUCCCGCUACCUGCCCCAAGACCAGCUCCAAGAUUACCAGCACUUUGUGAAGAUGAAAUCUGCUCUCAUCAUUGAACAGAGAGAGCUGGAGGAAAAGAUCAAGCUUGGGGAAGAGCAGCUUAGAUGCCUCAAAGAGAGCCUGCACUUGGGGCCCAGCAAUUUCUAAUUCUACCAGGAGUGUGCCACUGAACUCUGCCCAUCCACAAUGCAAAGUGCCUUCAAUCUUCAGUAGCAGUUUGGUAGCCAAGUAUAUAGAAAUUACAGAUGGUUCCAGCUGUCUACCUUGGCCAGCCAUCAAGGAGAGCCUGAGAAGGCUUCAAGCUUCUACCUUAUAGAGCCACAGCAAGGUGUGGCCAUGCUACCAUGCUCUUUCCCAGUGAGUGGGAAUGAAAAAGUGCCUUCAUCUCUGUACUAAGACACCAAAGACUUCACAAACUCUCCCUCACCCCACUACCCUCUGAAGGUUCAGAGCCAAACUGCCCAUGCAGUUUUUCCUCUUCCCUGAAGCUAGUGAGCUAGCUAGCCAUUUUCCACACAGAUUUGCUUGACUUGACUACAUUCACCUCACACCAGUUUCAGGGCUUCACCCAAACUUCACAGCAGGAGGCACAGAAGGGGAUGCUAUAUAUAAGGGGAGCAAAAGUGAGGUAUGUCCACGUAUCCUUCCUCCCCUCCAGUAAUAGCCAGACUUAAGCAAAAUGGUUCCAUGUCUACCCUCUCCAAUAGCAUUCUUACUGUGGCCUUCACCCCAUCUUCACUUGAUGGGCCUGCUACUUUAUACUGUAUGUUGCUCUGAUGUCACUAGUAGUUGCAUGCCAGGGCUUUGCUCUCUGAGCCUCUCAUAUCUGUAUUGCAGCUGACUUCUG
Molecule: messenger RNA, 5253 nt
Organism: Psammomys obesus (fat sand rat)
Lineage: Eukaryota; Metazoa; Chordata; Mammalia; Rodentia; Muridae
Gene: Shroom4
Product: shroom family member 4
Exons: 9
Coding region: 48-4553 (1501 amino acids)
Biological process (GO): actin filament organization
Cellular component (GO): apical plasma membrane; cortical actin cytoskeleton; apical junction complex
Molecular function (GO): actin filament binding
Source: RefSeq, a predicted model, not a curated record